Molecule: messenger RNA, 1048 nt
Organism: Linum tenue
Lineage: Eukaryota; Viridiplantae; Streptophyta; Magnoliopsida; Malpighiales; Linaceae
Source: the annotation of a GenBank genome assembly
CUUUUGCACGUCUAUAUACAACAACUAAGAUCGUUGACUCAGUCCGGCGACAAAUCACUCAAACUUCUGCAUUUCCCCUGCUCGAUCGCCGAUUCUCCCUCCUAUUCUCAGCUCCGAAUUCACGAUGAGUGGAGAAGAAGACACGAAGAACAACAGAGGAUUCGUUGUGGGUCACCAGCACCAUCCUCCUCCUCCGCCUUCUCAGCAGCCUCCACAGUACGGUACCUUUCAAGGCGUCGCCAACUACCCGCCGCCGCCGCAUCAGCCCGUCAUCGGCUUCCCUCAACCGGUGCCACCGCCCGGCGCCGCCGCUUCCCAGUACUAUGCUCAUGGCUACCAAACCGUCCCUGCUGCUGGGCUGAUCGCUGGUUCAGGGUACGCCGUUGCUGAAGGAAGACCUGUGCGGCGGGAACGGAGACUCCCUUGCUGCGGUCUAGGUCUUGGCUGGGUCUUGUUCAUCAUUGGUUUCUUUCUUGGUGCCAUCCCCUGGUACCUCGGGGUGUUUGUUCUACUCUGUGCAAGGAUAGACCCCAGGGAGAAACCAGGCUAUGUUGCUUGCACAAUCGCGGCUGUGGUUGCGACAGUUGCAAUCGUCUUUGGAGCCACAAAGGGUGCUCAUGCAUGGUGAUAUCCUGUGUGUGUACUUGUAUAGCUUCUUCCCGGUUUGUUUCAGUAUCAUAUGUAUGUAAACAUCUCCUUGGAGAGACUCUGGAACUUCUGAUACUACUGCGCCGGUUUGGUUGAAAACUAUCUAGUACCUAGCCAGGACUGCACAUCACAAGUCUCAGUGUCUGCAGAUAGAUUCUUAAACAUGUAAUCUGUAUCAGCUUGUAUCCCUGUUUCGUUAUGUCAUAUGUGCAUAUGACUGCUAUACAUUCAUUAGUGUUGAUUCAUGUUACGCAUGUACUGAUGAAAUCCUCCUGUUUAAGGUACAAAAUUACAGCUCAAAUAUUAUCCUUCUCCCCUACCACAAACUUUUACUUUAUUUUGGUUGCAAGGGGCAGCAUUAUAACAAGUGAAGCAAAGCACUGAAACAAGUGCUGAUCCA